AUGGGAAAAUUGGUGAAACUGCUGGGUUCGGGCAUUGGACUGACGUCUGAAGCCAUCCACGCUGCUCGAUCGCGAUCCCGGUCGCGUUGCGACCAGCCAUCUUCUUCGGCGGGUCCCACCAACAGCGCUCCACCAGAGUAUGUCGAGGUUGCUGAUGAUACGGCCGAGGGGCUUAUUCGCAGUGGACAAGCUGAGCGGGUGGUCAAUACUGGGGAUGAGAAGCCCCUGUCAAAGGCUACCGAAGCGGGCUAUGACCCCGAUGGCGAUAGCUCGGAAUCCGAGGAUCUCGAGGCUCUUGGUCAGGAUGAGGCCGCCUGGGAACUGGAUGACAUGGCCGAGCGUAUGAGGCUGCCUACAUACGAUGAAUCCGAAGCUGCCGCGGCCGCAGAGCCAGAGGAUGUGAAAGUGAAGAAGGAAGAGGAGAUGGUGCGUGACCUUGUUCGAAGAGCGGGCUCCCCACCACAUCCACCUCAGCGUAUCCCUUGCCCCGUUAUUAUACCCCAGCGUCGACCGAGAAACAAAGAUCGCGGCUUCGUGCGUGCAUAUGCUCCUGUACUGGGCGAUUGUGGUAUUAGCCAGGAGGUUUUCUUGCAGUUCCUGGAAGACUGGGACAAGGCUAGCAAGGCCUCUCCCUGGAUUGAUGUCGUAUUUCUGGCCGCUGGAAUUGUUGGUUUUGUGCCCGAUGUCGCAGCGCAAGUUGUAGGCACCGUGGUGCAGGUAGUGGCAGGAACAGCACGGGAGUUGCAGUCGCGAUCUCGCCGCAACACCUUCCUAGACCGUGUCAAUGAAGACCUGCUCAUGCCUCGUGGGUUGUAUGCCAUGAUCAUGGCAUUCAAAGACGAAAUUCCUGGUCAACAGAGUGGCCCCUUAUACCGUCUGUCCAGCUCGAUUGGGAAAACGCUAUUCGUAAGCGAGAAACUUGACAUCAACCAGACGGUCGCCAAGUAUACCAACCCCGAGCCGGAGAUGUCUAAACUAAAGAAGGGCUUGAAGGAUAUUCGACUGACCAGUGGUCAAACCCGUGGUCAAAUUGAGCUCCCCGAAGCUGCAGAGCUCGUAUUUCCCGAUCUUGAUCGAGUCGCAGAAGAAGCAUUAGAAGGUGAUGGCAAAGGCAAGGAGCCAGGAACUCGCGACAAGUUCAAGAAUGCUGGUGCUUGGGUCCAAGACUACCUCGACCGACGUGGUCAAGCUUUCUACGAAGUUGAACACCAAGGAUCCUCCUUGGCCGUCCCAUCAUCAGACAGGAAAUCGAUGACCUCGCGCUACAAUGACCCAAACCAUCCCGCGAAUAGCGGUUCCUUGAUCUCGCUCCUCACUGGCGGUGCUGUCAACCCGGCAGCACGACGACAAGCCAAGCGCGAGGCCAGGCAAGAGCGUAGGCAAGUCAAGCGUGAAUAUAAGGAUUCUAGACGUGUGGCUCACGGUCGCGCCCCUCGUGGCCCUAGAAGAGUCAAGCGAAAGGCCCAGCGGAAGACGAUCAUCAAGAAGCUUAUGCAAAAGGAUGUGCUGUAUCUUCUGGUUGUCAAUCUUCCUAGCCAGGAAGAGGUUCAGGAGUCUGUUACACAGCUUGAACAAGUGAUGGCCCAGACUGGAGGACACUAA
Molecule: messenger RNA, 1602 nt
Organism: Penicillium subrubescens
Lineage: Eukaryota; Fungi; Ascomycota; Eurotiomycetes; Eurotiales; Aspergillaceae
Exons: 3
Coding region: 1-1602 (533 amino acids)
Source: RefSeq, a predicted model, not a curated record